This is a messenger RNA of Acanthopagrus latus (yellowfin seabream), 5448 nucleotides long. It is a transcript of the gene lrch3, whose product is annotated as leucine-rich repeats and calponin homology (CH) domain containing 3. Bases 77 to 2272 code for a protein of 731 amino acids. Gene Ontology annotation, molecular function: protein binding. The record is from RefSeq and is a predicted model, not a curated record. Lineage: Eukaryota; Metazoa; Chordata; Actinopteri; Spariformes; Sparidae. The transcript has 20 exons.
CAUGCCCGGCUCUCCUCUGGAGUUUAGGGUGGGAGAGUUAGCCGUUAGCACUGUGAGCUAACAGCCGGAGUGUGUAAUGGCGGCCUCGGUGUUGCUGGGGUCUGCGGACAACACCGGACUCAACUUCACGGUCGGAGGCGGCAGCAGCGGCGGCGCCGGGAAUGUUUUAGUUGGGAAUAAUAACGGACUGGGGCCGGCGGGUCCGGCGCCCUGGAACCGUUCUCUGGACCGCGCGUUGGACGAAGCCUCGGCCACCGGGUGCCUGAACCUCAGCGGCAGGAAGCUGAAGGAGUUUCCCCGGAGCGCCGCCAACCACGACCUGACGGACACCACCAGGGCCGACCUGUCUCGUAACCGUCUGUCGGAGCUUCCUCUGGAGGUUUGUCUCUUUGUGUCUCUGGAGAGCCUGAACCUUUAUCAGAACUGUCUCAGGUCUCUGCCAGACAGUCUGCUCAACCUGCAGGCCCUCACCUACCUGAACCUCAGUCGGAACCAGUUGUCUGUCCUCCCUGUAGUUGUCUGCAGUCUCCCUCUGAAGGUUUUGAUCGCCUGCAACAACAAACUGGUGUCUCUGCCAGAAGAACUGGGACAGCUGAGACACCUCACUGAGCUGGACGUGAGCUGUAAUGAGAUCCAGACUCUGCCGUCUCAGGUGGGUCAGCUGGAGGCUCUACGAGACCUGAACAUCAGGAGGAACCACCUGGUCAGACUGCCUCCAGAGCUGGCCGAGCUCCCUCUGGUCCGUCUGGACUUCUCCUGUAACAAGGUGACGUCCAUCCCUGUCUGUUACCGACAGCUCACACAGCUGCAGACCAUCGUCCUCGACAACAACCCUCUGCAGACCCCACCGGCACAGAUCUGUAUUAAAGGGAAGAUCCACAUAUUUAAGUACCUGAACCUGGAGGCCAGUAAGACGACACCGGAGCUCCCCGACUACGACAGACGACCCUUGACCUUCAGCUCCUGUGUUGAUGAGCUGUACCCUGGGCGUCCAUACGGAGCACUGGACUCUGGCUUCAACAGUGUCGACAGCGGAGACAAGAGGUGGUCAGGGAACGAGCCCACAGAGGAGCUGUCAGAGCUGCCACAGAGAGUGGCUGAGAUCAGCAGAGACCAGAGACAGAGAGGAGGAGGAGGAGGGGCUCUGCUGGCUAACGGCACACAUGUAGAAUCGGAGCAAAUAGACUUCAUCGACAGCUGUGCAGGGGAAGAGGAAGAGGAGGAAGGGAGGAGAAGUCGAGGAGGAGCAACAGCAGCAGCAGCAGCAGCAGGAGGAGGAGGAGGAGAUGGUACCAGCCUGAGCUCUCAGUUCAUGGCCUACAUCGAGAGACGCAUCACUAGAGAGGGUUCUCCAGGAAAAAACAACUCAACCAGGACAGAAGACACAAGGAGACACACACACAGGAGUGUGGUGGAUGGUGUUACAGCGCCCUCUAGCUCCCACAGCCAGAGAGGUGUAGCUGGUGCAGGCGGAGUGGAGAGGAUGAGGAGGGAGGCUCAGCUCGCUGCUCUGAGGUACGACGAGGAGAGACAGAAGAAUCGAUCUCUGCAGAGAGACACCAGCUACACAAAGCAUAAAGCAGCUCAGAGUCCAACAAAGUCCAGUCCAGACAGUGAGAACGUCUACCCCUCCAGACGCUCCACCCACACUGAUGACUCCGCCCUCUUUAUGGGGGAGGACAGAGCUGCUCUGUCUCCUACAGCCAAUCAGACGCCUUCCUACCCCAGCUCAGGGGGCGUGGCCUCCUGUCGGACAGCCAGCCUGAGACCAGAGAGCUUUCUCUUUCGUCUCGGUCAGAAGGAAGAGAAGAGGAAAGGUGAUGCUGCUGCUCCUCAGAGCCAGGAUGAGGCUCCUGCUGCUCCUCCUCUGGUUGGAGAAGAUGCUGAGCUGGUGGAGCAGCUCCGAAAGAACAUUGAGGCUCGUCUGAAGGUGUCUCUGCCCAGUGACCUGGGAGCCGCCCUGACAGACGGGGUGGUGCUCUGUCACCUCGCAAAUCACGUGAGACCACGAUCCGUCCCCAGCAUCCACGUCCCCUCCCCUGCUGUGCCUAAACUCACCAUGGCCAAAUGUCGACGGAACGUUGAGAACUUCCUGGAGGCGUGUCGCAGGAUCGGAGUCCCACAGAGUCAAUUGUGUCUUCCUCUGCACAUCCUGGAGGAGCGAGGGCUCCCCCAGGUGGCCGGGACCGUCGGCGCCCUGCUUGACCUGGCCCCGCCCAGACACCCCAUCACCACAACGACAACCACCCCUGGACCCUCCGUCAACAUCUAGUCAACACGACCACGCCGCACGCGCUCAGUCUGCCUCCUGCGUCAGUCUGACAGACGACCUGUAGACAAAACCUGAAACAGUUUGGAUCUGAAGGAGACGAAGUCUGAGGAUGAAACGGUUUCAGCAGGUUUCAGCUCAAACUCACAACAAACUAAAGCAACAGUUAACCGAAGGCCUCUUGAGUUCAGGAUGAGUCCACUGACUCAGGACCAUCAUAGAUCUCAUAGUUUGGUCUGACUCCGAUUUUAUGGCUCCAGUUGGUUUGUAAACUAAUCUCUGACUCUCUGGGGAUGUUGGAACUGAUUUUUACCUACUUUUCUUGUUUUGUUCUGACUCUGAUUGGCUGACCUGUCAGUUUUAACACUGACGUUAUCAACCUUUAAUUUAUUUAUAGAUCCACCAAACACAAGGUCCUGACAUUUUUAGAUGUAAAGCAUGAAAAUUAGAAAAUGAGUGAAGACCUGAUGCAGUUGGUUUGAAAAUGAAGCUAAUGUAGCAACAUGCUAAUAUAACUACAUUGUUGAUUUAUUUUUUAUUCAAUUGAUAAAGUUGGUUUUAAACAUCACGCUGCUUACUGCUAACAUAAAUGCACAGGCUUUUUUAAAAUGACACUAAUGUAGCAUGCUGCUAACAUUGGCUGUUUACCCGGGUAGUUGCCAUGGAGAUGAUGUAAGCAUAGCUUUCAGCUAAUAUAAUGACUAGCCAGUAGAUAAAGCUAACUCUGCUAGUUGUAACCAUUAACUAGUAAUACGCACUUGGUUUGGGGCUGAAGCAGAUAAAAGUUGAUGCUAAGAUUAGCUAGCAUUUAUAGCAUUUUAUUUAAGUUAAUUUAAUUAACUGCUGAUAUUAGCAUGAGUCUAGAUUGGUGCACAGGCUAAGCUAAGGUAGCUAGCUGUAAGCAAGAGUUCACAUAAUUCCAGUUGGAGCUGAAGCUAAUGUAGCUUAGUGCUAUUUUAGCCAACACUUAUAUAGUUGUUUUGAGGUAGAUUAAUGCAACCUACUGCUAUUAUUGGCAAACAUUAUGAUGCUAGUUUGUAUGUAGAUUAAACCAACUCGGAUAGUUUCACACAUUAUUAAAGGCUACUGUGGCCUUAAAGCCAAUAUAAAAAAAAGAUAAGAUUACACCAACAAUACAAAAGGAUAUUGAAUGUUUAUAGAUAUGAAAUCACUCACGGCUAAUAUUAGCAAACAUUAUGAACUAAAUUGGUUUUACAGUAAAACUUAAAUCUCAUGUCUAGUUGCUUAAUAAUUAGCUAAAAUAUCUGGCGAUUUAGAGAUUUAAUGACAGGUAGCUGUAAUGUUACGCAUGCUAACAUUAAUCUACUAAUGUAGAUCUAGCUAAUGUAAUGCCAUUUGGUUCUGAAAUUCCGCUGCAAGUUGCUAUCGAUAAUGCUGAUUUUAGCCAACCUUAUGAACCCAAUAAGUUUGGGGAGUAGGCUAAUGUAGCUAACUAUGAUGAUAAACAUUAGCUAACACUACAUUAAUAUGUUUUGAGUUGAAGCUGACAAGGGUAACAGCAUGUAGCUGUUAUCAUGUGAUUCUUCAGGUCUUCGUGUCUCCAUCAGAUCCAGACAUCAAAACUGACAGUUAAUUUAAAUUUGCAUCUUUUUUAUCCUUUCUGUUGUCUGAUUGGACGUCAGUCUGAGUGUCACCGAUGGACGUCACCUGGUGAAGACAAAGGUCUGCUGAACCCUGAACUCUGACUCGGAGGAUGUUUAUGGUCUUCAGUCUCACAGCCAACAGACGGACGUCAUCUCUUCUGUUUAGUUUUUAUUUGCACCCUGUUGUUAAAUUAAUAUUAUUCUGGUGUUUUUAUUCUUCCUGACAGUCUGAGCUGUCUCCUGAUGUGAUUGGAGGACAAUCAGGUCUCCUCCUCGGUUUUCUGUUGCAUUCUGGGACAUUUUGAUGAUGACACAAAUCCUGAUCUGACACUAAAACACUGUGUGAGCUGUUGUGCUGUCACACUUUCAGUUUUUAUCUUUAUCAAAUGUAUGUGUACAAAUAUAUUCUGUAAAUAUAUACAUAUAAAUAUAUAUGAGGCUGAAACGUGUGUUGCCAUGACGACACUCAGAUAGACGCAAUCCAUAAUCUGAGGUUAAAGGAUGAGUUUCUAGUUUGAGAAUGUAAAAAUACACAUUGCAGUGGGCGGAGCUCCAAGUCAGUGUGUUUAAAGGAACAGUUCACCCAAAACAUAAAACGCAUCAUUGCUCAUGUAAGUGCAGCGCGGUUUGACUGACAGCUCCCUCCAUCACAUGUUGCGUUCACUGAACACAUGUUGCGUUCACUGAACACAUGUUGCGUUCAGCGAUGGUUCUCAUGCUCACAAAUCUCUGAAUGCUGGUUUAAGAAACACAAUCAUGUUCCUCUACGUUCUGUCCCCACAUCAGGUUGUUGGGAGACGAUUUCUGCCGACAAACAUUUUCUUUGUUCUGAGGUCAGUAAUCUGAUCAGUUACAGUGAGCCGGCACAAUGCAGCCCAUAAUAUCCUGUUGUGUGGAGGUUAACGCUGAGCUGCAACUGAACUCCACUGACAGGAGAGAAUUGUAACUUAAAUUUAACAACAACAUGUUUUAAUGAGUGCUUGUGUUGCAUUCAGGUGCUGUGGGACAUGAGGAAGCUUCAAACCUUCAGUUCGUUCCUGUUUCACCUGAACGCAGCAUCACAACUCCAGUAUUUAAAAAAUUCUUCCUCGAAAUUUGACUCCCAGGCUGACGAGCUCCACCAAUCAGAGCCUGAACAAUGGCCCCGCCCUCUGCAGGUGUAUCAGAUCAUCAGUGGGUUCAGAUCUUGUGAGGUCCUCACAGGUGCAAUGAUGGACAGUAGUGCUGUCCAAUCGUGUGCCAUGAGUGGACAGGCGCUCUGCAGGUGUUGCACAGCUGGUUUCAUGUUUGUACAGAUGUUUGUUUUUCUUCUUCAUGUGUUUCUCCUGCUGCGGUGACGGGUCAUGUGACGUGCCAGGUCAUGUGAAGGUUCCAUGUGCGUGUGUCACAUGGUUUUAAAGGACAUUCCACCGUUUCUUCAUGGAGGACGAACAGACUCUCACAAUUUUUAAGUUUUACAUUUUUUCACUUUGUUUUAUUGUUUUUGCUGAAAACUGUAUAAAAGAUUUGAAGACAGCUGUAAGAAAAGUUGAGUUAAGUUUAAGUGCAUUAAAUAAAUAUUUUAAUUUGACUCUU